This is a messenger RNA of Anopheles darlingi, 1062 nucleotides long. RefSeq lists its product as uncharacterized. The transcript is spliced from 4 exons. The coding region runs from base 129 to 1001 and encodes 290 amino acids. The record is from RefSeq and is a predicted model, not a curated record. Lineage: Eukaryota; Metazoa; Arthropoda; Insecta; Diptera; Culicidae.
UCGUCCAAUCGUGAAGUAGUACGAACAUUACCGCGCGAGAUAUUCUCUCUUAGUCUGCUAUUUGCUGUUGGACUGUGUGAUAAUCGUGCGGCCUGUUGUGAGCCAUUUGUGCAUUUGCGAAGUGAAAAAUGGCUCCAUGCUUCAAUUGGAUCAAAUGGAACUCGCACCAGGGAAUUCCGCCCAUGGCAGUCCAUGCUGGACAUGAUCAGGAUGGCUCACCGAUUUAUGUCGGUCGGGCUUGUCACGAGUGUGACCUGCUACCGGCUAAGGUGAUCCCCACCAAGCAGGCUUGCUAUGUGUCCCAUAACGGAAUGGAAAUCUUCAAGCCAUCCUUCGAGGUGCUGACCGGAACAGGGUUCACCUGGGUUCACAGCACCAACGGGCAGAUACCGAAAGGGGCUGUAUUGGGUGGCCAUACCAGAUGCGGUGAACAGCUGCAUAUCGGACGUGCCCAUCACGAAUGUAGCCUGACACCGGGCAAGAUCCAUCGGUCUCAUGGAUGUCUUUACAUCCCGUUCGGUGGAGCCAAGCACAGCUACAAGCACUACGAGGUCCUAAUUGGACAGCAACGCUCCACUUGGAAGCACUGUUCGGCCUAUGCACCCAUCCCAUCUGGUGCCAUCUUAACUGGCAAGGAUUCAGACGGUUCGCCGAUAUACGUGGGCCGGGCAAACCACGAGUGUGAAUUGUUACCGGCGAAGGUGUUGCCAACGAAAAAAGUUGCCUAUGUGUCGUACGCUGGUCGUGAGAUAUCGAAGCAAACAUACGAGGUUCUCUGCAACGGGAACGUGUCCUGGAUGCCGUGCAACAAUGGUUACGUACCACCGAAAGCCGUCGUCGGAGGACACACUAGGUGUGGAGAAACGCUGUACGUUGGCCGGGCACGCCACUGCAGCGCACUGACACCGGGCAAGAUACACCCGAGCCACAAGACGCUCUACAUUCCAUACGGGGGCAGUGAAAUCUCGGUAAAAAACUACGAGGUCCUCAUCGAGAACUAGGCCUGGUGCGCAAAACAGCACAACUUGCAUGGGGAACAAAAUAAAAGCUUCUCUAGUGUGU